Molecule: messenger RNA, 2343 nt
Organism: Hypanus sabinus (Atlantic stingray)
Lineage: Eukaryota; Metazoa; Chordata; Chondrichthyes; Myliobatiformes; Dasyatidae
Product: HLA class II histocompatibility antigen, DQ alpha 2 chain-like
Exons: 4
Coding region: 130-984 (284 amino acids)
Biological process (GO): immunoglobulin production involved in immunoglobulin-mediated immune response; antigen processing and presentation of exogenous peptide antigen via MHC class II; positive regulation of T cell activation
Cellular component (GO): MHC class II protein complex
Molecular function (GO): MHC class II protein complex binding
Source: RefSeq, a predicted model, not a curated record
CCGGCCGCUCGCGCUCCCCGGGCGCGCGCAAUCACCGGCGGCUCGCGCUCCCGCCGGAGGAAAAGCGAAACCAGGUUUGGGUUGGGUGGAGGAGGAGGAGGAGGAGAGUGAGGUCGGUGGGCUGGUUGAAUGUUGGCAGCGUCUCCUCCUGCUGCCGCCGCUCUUUUUGCUUUCGGGACGGUCUCAGCCAUGGGUCGUUAUCCCGCUGCUUGGGCGCUCCUCCUGCUCCUCGUCCCCUGUUCGGGGUCUGCCUACUCGGUGGCCGAGACAGACACAUUGGCAGUCAACCUCUUCUCUACAGAUGAACCCAGCCAACCAGUGGUCAGAGCUGAAGUGAAGACUCAGGAUAGAAGCAUUGGUUACUAUGACACCACGUUAUCGGGAGUUCAGUCUCAGUUGGCUGGCAUAAAACAAUUCAGUAUAAUUAUUGAUAAGCAGUUGGCAAAAAUUAAGAAUGACGUGAUUACAGGGGCAAAGAAAAUAAUGGAUAAGGUGAAGGUGUUAAUCAUAGACUCUGUAUCCCCAAAUGAAAUCGGUGAGCUCUUUCUGUACUCAGAGAAACCAGCUGUCAUCGGAGAGGUAAACACUUUGACCUGUUUCGUCAGCGGCUUUUUCCCACCGGCCGUGAUCGUAACAUUACAGAAGAACGAGCAGCCUGUCAGUGGCGAAGUUAACUCCUCACACCUCUCAUUUGGCAAAGAUUGGCGAUUUCAGGUGCUCCACUACACAUACAUCCAGCCAGCAGACGGUGACAUAUACUCUUGUAGAGUGCUCCAUACCAUCAGCAAAGAGGAAAGAGUAAUUUACUGGGAACCAGAAGAGCAAAGUAGUGCUGAAGAAAUGGAUACAAGCCAGCUUGCUGUUUUGAUCUGUGGGCUGAUUAUCGGAAUACUUGGCACAGCAGUUGGACUCUCCUUAUGUUUUUGGUUCCGACUGUCUGGCUGCAACACUUGGAUAGUCCGAAUCGGUCCCUCUUCUCGGUGAUAAAUGGAUCUGCAAUGUUUCACCGUGUUCUCUACUUUGCUCUGUUGCAAUUUUGAGCACUCAGAUUUGUAAAUAUCAUUUUCUUCUGGCUUAGGGUAUUGAUUUUAAAUACUGUGUUCUGAUUUUGGAAUUAUGUAUUUCAUCUGUCAGUCAUCCAUUUGCAUGCAUUGUCUGCUUAAUGCAACAGCAAUCUCCUUCAGAUAGAUAAGGUCACAGGUAGGUUGGGCCAUAAAACGAAUGGCACAUUCUCUUUCAUAAAUCGAAGUAUUCAGUAGUAGAGUUGGGAUGUUAUGUUGAAGUUGUACAAUACACUGGUGAGGGACGGUUUGCAACAUUUAGUCUGCUGAAAGAGAAAUUUGAGCUGCCUCAUUCGCACUUUUUUCAUUACUUACAAAUUAGACAUUACAUUCGAUGGAAGAUUUGUAAUUUUGAAAUCCUUCCAGGGAAGCAUAUGUCAUUUGAUAUUUUAAAGAACCCUCCUGACUCCAAGCAUCUCAUUUCUAAGUUUGUACGUUUGUUUGAUGAUCGCAUUGUAAUGUCUACUGUGAAGAUUAGAGACGCCUGGAGGGAGGAGUUGAGCAUUGAAUUAUCUGAAGUUGCCUGGGACAAGUGUUUGUCUUUGAUACAGGCUUGCUCUGUUAACAGCAGACACCAACUGAUCCAGUUUAAAGUUGUUCACCGUCUCCACUACUCUAAAUUUAGAUUGCACAGGAUUUACCCUUCUGUCUCGCCAAUGUGUGAUAGAUGCCAAGGGAUGGAGGCCACAUUGUCACACACCUUUUGGUUUUGCCCAUUACUGACUGGAUUUUGGUCCAAAAUAUUUGACUGGUUCUCAAAGGCUUAUAAAAGAUCCUUCCCCUUGGAAGCUGGGCUCGCCAUCUUUGGCUGCUUGCAAUCUUCUAUUUGUUUCUCUACAGCCAUACACCGGUCUCUGAUGCUGGGGAUGAUUGUUGCCAGAAGAUUCAUCUUGAGGGAAUGGAAAUCACCCUUUCCCCUUCCUUUUGGAGAUGGAUGGCUGAUAUGAUCUCAGUCAUACAGAUGGAGAAACUUAGGUUCCUGAGAACCAAUUCAAUUAAAAAUUUUCAGCUAUCUGGGAUCCAUUUCUUGCCUAGUUGGUCGAGGCCUGGGGCGGAUGCACAAUUCCCCCCCCCCCCCCCCCAGCUGAUUUCUCAUGGACCUCAUUUGCGAUUUAAUGUUUAAUAUUUUUGAGCACUUUAUACAAUAGGCAUCCCUCUAAUGUUCUUUUCUUUUGAUUAUUUCAUUUUUACACUGUUUGAGCUGGUGUGUUCUUGUUGAUUUCAUUGAUUUUUUUGAAAAUUUUGACAAUAAAGUAUAAAAAAAAAAUCAGGAGUACAAACA